AUGGCUACCCCUAGUGUCCUCACUUUUGACGCUGAGGGUCGGGCCAUUGACUUUGACGUCAGGGUAGAUGACCUGCAGCUUUUCCUACAGUGCGAUAGGGCAGACGGUCUCUCCCUCUUUCACCUCACCUCUGGUGCCUCUCUUGCCCCAUCUGCUGCCGCGGCCGACCUCGUUGGGCUUGAGUCGGUCGGUGCGGCGUCUACCCCUAGCGGGAGACGCCGCCCUGGCAAGGUCAAGGGGGGCGAGGGCGCUGGAGGAGCUAGCGGGGGCGGUGGAGGCGGCGGUGGAGGCGGUGGAGGGGGUGGGGGUGGCGGUGGGGGUGGUGGCGGGGGUGGAGGUGUCAGUGGCGGUAGUGGAGGCAGAGGCGGCGGCGGCGGUGGCAGUGGGAGCGGAGGUGGCGGAGGUGGCGGCGAUGGAGGAGGCGGUGGUGGAGGAGGUGGAGCUGGUCGGGGUGGCGCUGCGCAGAGGGUCGGCUCUGGUGGUGGUCAGCGCCAGCAGCAGCAGCAACAGCAGCGCACUCGUGACAUCCCCCCCCCUCAGCAGCUCCGUCAGUUGUACGCUGCACGCCAACAGGGUGGGGGUACUGGUCCGUGCACCUACGUCCUUCGCACCGGCGACUGCGCGGCUGUCUUUGACCUUGACUUUGAUGCUAUUCUUGCUGCCAUGUAUGCUGUGACUAUUAGUGAUGAGGGUGACUGUUACCGGUGUUUUCCGCCCGACCCGGGCAUUGAGACUGUUGCUCUAGGUACAGGUGAGGUUGCUGCUCUAGGUGCUAGCGAGGCUGCUGCUCUAGGUGCUCGUGCGUCUGCUCCCUCAGGUGCUGGUGAGUCUGCUCUCUCAGGUACUACGUCGGCUUCGGCCUCCCACACCUUCACCCUUGACUCGGGGGCUUCUCGCUCCUUCUUUCCAGACCGCACCACACUCACGCCGCUUGGCCGGCCAGUUGCAGUCUCUCUGGCAGACCCCUCUGGGGGUCCUGUCCUUGCUCACUACUCCAUUGUCCUCCCGUGUCCGGCGGCCCCCUCUUGCACCCUGUCUGGUGUUUACCUCCCCUCAUUCUCGACAAACUUGGUGAGUGGUGCUGACCUACAGGAUGCAGGGGUUCACCAGUUCACUCCUGCGAGUCAGCGGGUGACCCACUGCACGGACGCUCGGACAGGCCGACACCUGGCCACGUUUACACGUCGGCCGGGGUCGAGCCUGUACACACUGACCACUGAGUCUCCUCCAGUCACUGCGUCUGGUCAGGUAGCUGCGUCGCGUCAGGUAUUUGCUGCAGCGUCCAGGUCUGGUCCUGAGUCUGCCCCCUGCUCGUGUCGCCUCCUGUCUCCCCAGACUCUCCUCUGGCACCACCGCCCUGGUCACCCCUCUCUGCUUCGUCUCCGAGGCAUGGCCUCCCGUCUCCUUGUCUCUGGUCUUCCCCGGUCCCUCCCUCCCCUUCCUCCGGGGCCUAGCCCUACCUGCGUCCCCUAUGUCGAGGGGCGGCAGCGGGCUGCCCCUCACUCCUCCUAG
Molecule: messenger RNA, 1512 nt
Organism: Closterium sp. NIES-65
Lineage: Eukaryota; Viridiplantae; Streptophyta; Zygnematophyceae; Desmidiales; Closteriaceae
Source: the annotation of a GenBank genome assembly